Molecule: messenger RNA, 1533 nt
Organism: Closterium sp. Yama58-4
Lineage: Eukaryota; Viridiplantae; Streptophyta; Zygnematophyceae; Desmidiales; Closteriaceae
Source: the annotation of a GenBank genome assembly
AUGGAGACCUCGAUUGCUUCCGAGGAUACGAGGGCCGUAGGCCGCUCACGUCGUGUCUCGCAACCGCCGGCAUACCUGCGUUCGUCAUACCAGUUGACGAUGCCGCGAGGUCGGCUGUCGAACGGGAAGCGUGGGGCGACCGUUCCCAAGCGCCUGAGCUUGUCCACUAAGGGAAAGGAGGUGGCACAUUCAGAGCAAGAUGACGGCACGGGUGCAGAGAGUGCAGAUUCGUUUGAGCGCAGCGAGGAAGAGGACGAGGAAAGCGAAGACACAUCUGCGCCAGGAUCACACAAGGAAUCCGCCGACCAGGGCGCUGGAGGGAAGACGCACGACGAUGGAUGUGCGGGAAUAUCCGCGGCCAAUGCUGACAUGCGCACACAUCAAGAUGCGCGGGACACGGAUGUGUCUCGAGGCAACGGCCGAGGACAGGCGGACGGACUUGUUGGCCGCACACGCGUGAACAGCUUGGACGCCAACGGCGAGGAAGUGCGCAUCCCUAGCCGGAUCCUCGAGCAACUCAUACAGGCGCAGGACAAGAGCGCCAAGGAGAACGCGCGUUUGGAGGAGCUGUUCUUGAAUGCGAUGUCUCGCCCUUCCGGUGGCUCUCGUAAGCGUAAGGCUCAGAAGCAGAGAGACCCGGGGCAGGGUUGUAUGAACCCGAAGCGACAGCGUGAUGAUGGUUACCGGUUUGCACUUAUAUCAUGUUUUGUGUACACCGUAUGUGCGCAGAGGGUUUGCGAGCUGGCCAGGGUGCACAUGUUUAUCAACAGGCCGACGUCGACGAUGACCUUCUACCCGAGCAGCGACGAUAAGACUCACGGAGUGUGUGCGGUGCUGGACCGCCUGCCGCAUAGCUUCGCCUGUUUGGCACUGGCGGCUGACAAGUCGCGUCGCGCGGAUCUCAACAAGACGCUCUCUGAGUGGAAGACAAGGGCUGCCGCACGCGUGCGAGACAUUACACUUCCCAAGCUCGGAUUGUUCCGCGACGACAGGGACGCAUCCAGCCCAUGGGCGCCCGAGAAGGCACGCAGUAUCGAUAAGAUCAGGGAGCGCAUUGGUCUUGGCGCUGACCCCCCUGGUGAGUGCAUUCUACCACAGCAGACAAGCUGGGCGAACGACCGUGAUGGCAUGCCGUUUGCCUCCCGGGCGUUCGCGACAUGUGCGAAGGCUGCAUUCAGGCCCAAGAAGGCCGGGCUGGUGAUGACACUGAAGGUGUACCACCUGGCCUGGUUGGAGCAUGUGGUCUCCGACUGCGUCCUCUACUGGGAGGAGAGGAAAGGCCGGCUUUCCAACUCGGCCGGCGGCAACGCACACGUCGUGGACGGCCUCAAGGUCCUGGUGAAGGAGGCCGUGGAGAGGGCGAUCAGGAUCCGCAACCCGGAGUAUGACGCGGAGCGAGAGGCGUGGAUCUGGGGGCGCCAUGGACUGCGCAUCUCUGCGUGCGGCCUGGAGCACAUGAAGCCCACCGCCGCAGCUCAGUCCGAAGAGCCUGAGGGGGACGACGACCUCUCGGCGUCAGUUGGUGAUGAGUAG